AUGGCAUUGACUCUUAUGAAAUUAAGAUUAGGUCUUUUGAAUGAAGACUUAGCUACAAGAUUCAACAUCAGUGCUCCCCAUAUCUCAAAAAUCUUCACUACAUGGAUCAAGAUUCUAUCCAAAUUUCUUGGAACCUUGGUGUUCAAUCCAUCCAAAGAAGUAGUGCGUGAAAAUCUACCACCAUCCUUCAGAAGCAAAAAAUAUUCAUCUGUGCGCCAUAUCAUUGACUGUACUGAGGUAUUUUUAGAGAAACCGCAAAAUCUAGAGGUGCAGACAAAAACGUGGUCAGAUUAUAAACACCAUCAUACUGCUAAGUUUCUGAUCAGCAUCAACCCAUCCGGGAUGAUUAAUUUUAUAUCAGACUGCUGGGGAGGUAGAACCAGCGAUAAAUACAUCACAAAUAGAUCUGGUUUCUACAGUUUGAUUGAACCCUAUGAUGUCAUCAUGGCUGACAGAGGAUUCCAAAUCAAAGAAGAGGUUACCCUUCUUCAUGCCAAUUUGAUGGUUCCACCAGGACGUAGAGGAGCUUGCCAAAUGUCAGCUGACGAAGUACAGCAAACAAAGCAAAUAGCAAACAGGCGUAUAUAUGUUGAGCAAGCCAUUCGCAGAAUGAAGUAUUUCAGAAUUCUGAAGCAUGAAGUCCCUGCUACUUUAUUUCAGCAUUUAGAUGAUAUAAUUAAAACUGUUGCUGGCAUUUGCAACUUGUAUCCUCCCUUGCCUAAAUACAAAUAA
This is a messenger RNA of Saccostrea cuccullata (small rock oyster), 732 nucleotides long. RefSeq lists its product as uncharacterized. The record is from RefSeq and is a predicted model, not a curated record. The transcript has a single exon. NCBI's taxonomy places the organism in Eukaryota, Metazoa, Mollusca, Bivalvia, Ostreida, Ostreidae. Bases 1 to 732 code for a protein of 243 amino acids.